AGCUCUUUUUCCCUCCUCAGUCUCUCAGGAUGAAUAAACCCUCGCAGUUCCUCUCUCAGGGUGAACAGAUGAACAGAAUGCAGAGAGAGAGAAAGAUGGAGGAUUAGUCUUAGGAGGAAGUGAAGUGAAUUGAAAGCUUGCGUCUCCUCUGGGAUACAAGCUGGAGUUUUUCUUACCAGCAUGAUGUGGUGACUGUGCGUGCACACACACACACACACACACACAGAGAGAGAGAGAGAGAGAGAGAGAGAGAGAGAGAGAGAGAACUAGGAAGUGCACUACAGCACCUGCUCUCUCGCUCUUCAUCAUCCAGCAGAAAAUCUAAAAGUAAUACAUUUAGAACUUCACAUUUCUGUUCCUCAGAGAUGGAGGAAAAUCAGGAAGCUGAUGAAACUCACCUGUUCUGCGAUCAAGGAAUGGAGCAUCUCUGCACAUGAUAGUUGCCGUGACGAUGUGUGUGUUUGUGUCUCCGUUGGUGGUGGCCGGCAUCGUCAUCGGCCUCGUGCUCUUCCUCUCCCUCAUCAUCAUCAUCAUUGGCAGCAUGAGGAAGAGAAAACACUCACACCUCAACACAGACGCUGCAGACGGAUUUUCGUUCGGAGGAUCGACAGGUGAGUUGAGGUCAGACUGCGUGGAUGAAUUUCCUCCUGCGUUUGACUUUGACUCGUACACGGAGACGAUCCCCAUCCCACAGAUCAGCGCCGGUUAUCCUGACCCACCGCCUCGUUAUGACGAGUGUGUGGGACGGGAUGCGACGCAGAUAUUCACCCCUACAGAUGAUCCUCCGCCGUACUCACACACCUCACACACAUACCCCUGCACAGAGGGGGCGGAGCUUCCUGAAGGUACGUCCUGGUGGUCAGCGCAUGCACAUGCAGGUUCCAUUCAUCCAAUCAGAUUGCAGGACGUCUCCCCCGUGUUUGUUUUGUCUCUGGAUGAGCUGCCGCCGUACGAGGCCGUGAUGGAGCAGCAGAACCGAACCAUUCCGCUGAUCGCCAACGACGACGUGAAACACACCGCCGAGUAAACACGUCACGCCUCUAAUAAAACACUGUGUGAGACUGGGUGUGUGGCUGACUGGCGCCUUUUGAUGACAUCAUCAUGUGAGCAAAGAAUAUCCUACAGAACAGGAUUUGAUGUAAACACACAUGUUUAAUAAAACUUUGUAAAAGAUAAACAGACUUUAUUUAACAGAUCUAACGCUGAGAACCAAAGACAUGAUUAAUGGCGGAUUGUCCGAGUCUCAGAUCUAUCUCUCUCUCUCUCUCUCUCUCGCUCUCUCUCUCUCUUUAAUCCAGAAGCACAUUCUUUUUGGAUUUCUCAAUGACUGAACUCUUUUCUACCAAACACUAGCUUUAUUUACUCCUGCAGCUCAUUUGUAGGAAAUUCACCAAAUCAGAGUUGAACAGAAAACCAGAUUUUCAACAGAGCAGAAAUUUUUUUAGUGUUUAUGCAUUGGAGUUACUUUAUUAAUGCAUUUAAAUAACUACAUUUUUGCUAACUGAUUAGCAAACAGUCAAACUUAUCACUAGUCUAUUGUCAUCUAUUUAUUUUCAAAAAAAAAAAUAAAUAAAUAUAAUACUGAGUGGUUAUUAAAAUGUAGCAGAAAUGUAGGAUGUUUUCAGUUUAGAUGAAACUAAAAUGCGAGGAGAUGAAAAACGUGUAGAAGCGCUAAUCUCAUCUUUUAACUUCUCAGUAAAAAUGAAAUUAACAUCAAUUUGCAUUGAAAAAAAAUACAAAUUAAAACGAUCUCUGAUUUAUCUGCUUUAUUUGCCAACAUCUUGAGAAACUAUUUUUAAGCUAAUUCUGUCGUGCUAGUAGAGUACUUUAGCAGAUUAGCUGUUUCAUGCUAACUAGGCAAAAAAAUGCUAUAAAUUACAUCAUUAUAUGUUCUACAGCAUUAUAAACAUUAUACACAUUAUACACAUUAUAAACAUUAUAAACGUUAUAAACAUUAUAUAACCCCUUAGUGUAAUGCUAGCUAGCUUAUUGAAUCGUGAGUUAUUGCACGCUACGUAACUUUAGCGAACAUUUUUACUCAUUUUCUACAGACAGAUGCUAAUUACAAAAUUAUCCAGGGGCACAAUAAAUCACUAUUUACAAAUAUUAUUAAAUAAUACAUAUAUUUUAAUAAUAAAAAUCACAAGUGUGCUAUAAUUCAUUCUGACUGUUAAUGUACACAACAGGAACUUUAUUUUUCCUCUAUAAAAACUUUAUUAAGUUUGAAAAGUUUUAAUCUGAUGAUAUUUUAAACUGAAAUCAUUCUAAUGUUAAUGUUUCAAAUCAAAGAAAUUUAGAGCAACUAAUAAUGUGUUUCUACGUGAUCAAUAUCUUAUUAAAGCUUAUUAAAAGUUGUUUAUGAUGUCUAAAUGUUAUCCUACAUCAGGAAAUGUAAUAUUAUUGAAUGAUAUUUCCAGGAGCUCUGUUAUUGACUGAUUAUCCGUGUGUCUGUAGCCGUCAUUAAAGAAAUUAAUCAUUGUAAAUAGAUAAAUAUGUUUUUGUUGUUGUUUUUCUGUGUGGUAUCUUUAUUGAGAGUUUUUCUGUUUGUUUAUUUUUUGUGAAACGUAAUUAAUCCUAAAUAGAUAUUCUUAUUCAGGUUCUGAGACAGUAAUAAUUUAUGUAACACCUCGGUCAAACUCAGUGCUGCUUCACAGACUCCAACGAGAAGCAAUUAAUAAAUAACAAAUUAAUAAUAAUAAUAAUAAUAAUAAUAAUAAUAAUAAUAAUUUUAGUAGUAGUAGUAGUCUUGAUUGAUUGAUUGAUUGAUUGAUUGAUUAAUCAUUUGUAAGAACAGUAAAAUAUUUUGUCUCUGCCUUUAAAAACUGUUUCAUUUGCACCCUAACCCUAACUGUUACUGCCUCUGUGUGGCCCUCUGUUUAAACCUACACAUUAUUUUGUCUUUAAUUUAAGAAUGACCACAAAUAACAGAUUUAUUUUUUGUGUUGAAAUUUAUUUUCACGAUAUUUAUUGCUGAUUUUGUGAUGAUGUAGAUGCUGUAAAUAUAAAUAUGACGCUUCGCGUUCAUGGUUGUGAUUAUGGCCCCCUCUGGUGGUUGUGAGCUGUUUGUGCAGGCCAGCUGACGUGCGUCAU
Ictalurus furcatus (blue catfish) is the source of this 3090-nucleotide messenger RNA. RefSeq names its product brain expressed, associated with NEDD4, 1 (gene bean1). The coding region runs from base 434 to 1027 and encodes 197 amino acids. The record is from RefSeq and is a predicted model, not a curated record. The transcript is spliced from 5 exons. NCBI's taxonomy places the organism in Eukaryota, Metazoa, Chordata, Actinopteri, Siluriformes, Ictaluridae.